Molecule: messenger RNA, 1543 nt
Organism: Acanthaster planci (crown-of-thorns starfish)
Lineage: Eukaryota; Metazoa; Echinodermata; Asteroidea; Valvatida; Acanthasteridae
Gene: camkmt
Product: calmodulin-lysine N-methyltransferase
Cellular component (GO): cytoplasm
Molecular function (GO): calmodulin-lysine N-methyltransferase activity
Source: RefSeq, a predicted model, not a curated record
AUGACCAUGUUUCCCUCUCCAGGAAUCGAUCCUGUCUCUCUAUUUACUCUCGAGGAAUGCACUGAGUCCAACCAAGUUAACUCUGCAUCCGUUCGUAGAUUUUCAACAUUUGGUUUACUCUCAACCAAUCAUCUCCCACACAAGUUGUCCCAAGGGGCCCACAGAUGGGCAGAGUAUACCUGUCCACACUACAGGGAGUUCAGUGUCAGCAUUAGACAUCUCUCAAACAACUUCUCAGCUAGUGAGCUUGUUGGCUUCAACAACACUGGAAAUGUUUGUGUGUGGCCUGCAGAAGAGGUCUUGACUUUCCACUGCUUGAAGAAUGCAGAAUCAUUCAAAAAUCAAAGAAUAUGUGAACUCGGAGGAGGCAUGACAUGUUUAGCAGGUAUUGCAGUUGCUGUGUGCACAGAUGCAGCUGAGGUGCUGCUGACAGACGGAAAUGAAAAUUCAGUCCAAAAUGUGCAAGAAAUUCUUGCUGAAAAUAGGUCCAAGAUUUGUCAAACAAGCAUUGCUGUAAGGGAAUUGAAGUGGAAUAAGAGACAGACAUUUGAGGAUUUGAAUGGACACUUUGAUCAUGUGAUAUCUGCAGACUGUCUGUUCUUUGACCGGUUUAGACAAGACUUAGUGGAUACUAUCGAUGUUCUUCUGAAACCAAAGGGAGUAGCCACCAUCUUUGCACCACACAGAGGCAAGACACUGGAAGACUUCUGUCAGUUAGCUAGGCCAAGAUUUACCGUGGAAGUUGACUGCAAGUACGAUCAGCUUGUGUGGCAAAAACAUCAAGAGAUGCUUACUCAGGGGAAGGAGGUAUAUGAUGAGGACAUCCACUACCCUGUCAUGAUCACUCUCACAAGGUGACCAUCCCUGGGGACCAAUCUUGAAUUAAUUACAGAAAGUGUAAACACGCUUAGAUGCUUUUGAUGGGAGUUUUACUCCCUAAGACGACUCCUGUGGGAAUUUAAGCCUGAAAUCGUGGAGUGCCUUCCAACAGUAAUGAUGUGCGGAAGGUAUUUGAGUGAUGCCUUCUAAGGUCAUGGGCCAGAUUUGUUACGGAGGUGUAACUUAUGAAAAAUGUUGAAUCCCAUCAGGACUAUGUGUCUUACAGGGUAUGUUAUCACAUUUUCUCCAUCCUAGCCAGGGUGGUUGGGGCAGUUCUCUUGUCUCAAGAUAAUGGUAGAUCAUGGUUAGAUUCUAUCUAAUUUGACCAAAUGACUGGGUUAUAAAUUAGUAUGUUAAACUAGAGCAUUAAUUUUUAAACUUUCGUUGGAUUGCGCCACAGUUGUGUGACUGGAGACACCUCUCUUUGGGGAUUUAUAAGCCUCAAGGCUUCAAAUGCAGCAAGUAACAAAAUGGGAAUUUACACAUAGUUAACCCCACCUGGGAUGUAUGUAAAACCAUAUUGAAAUCAGAGGAUUUGGGACUGUUAGGGAUAGCUAUUACGACUUUUUUCCAUGUCAGUAGUGAAAAAAUAUGAUCUAUUUAACCCUAAAUAUUUGGUAAUGGUACAAGAUUCAAUAAAUUAUGAAUUGAAGUGUGAUGGACA